AUGGCAUACCGUCGGAUCGGACUAGAUGAACGGGAAUUUUCAUUAUCAUCUCCUGCUUUUCCCCCGGUCCCCUUUAUCAACAUGGAAGAAAACGACCGCUUGCUCAGGGAGAAAUGGGACCGUGAAGCAGAGGGCUCCAUUUGUGAUCAGCUAGCUCAGAAUCCAGGGAAAGCUUUCUACGACCCGGACUCGUGGAAGAUAGUGGCGGCUCAAGCAAAGCAUAGCAGCAGGUGUGCAAUGUGCCAGAGAUUCUACUGCGCGGGAAGAUAUGAUGUUACAUCUGCCAGAUUUUUGAAUUAUAAAGUGGUCAAUGAUAGCUUCACGACACCAGCUACCUUUACGUGCUUUACUAGACUUCCAGUAGAGUUACGUACCCAAAUAUGGAAAGAAGCACUUCCGGCACUGAGGCUAGUGCAACUACAUAUAAGACAAAGCAUGCAUUAUACUGCUGGGGAAGCCUUUCAACGAUGCUACCAGGUUUGGGAGAGUAUGCAGAGUGAAUUGGGCUCCGAUACCACACUUCUUACAGUAUUUGCCGAGUCAAGAGCGGCAUAUCUCAGCCCUUACACGCCCAUGCGAAGGUCGUGCUCUCUUCCAAAAAAUACAAUACCUCUGGGAUUACAACAGCGGUCAAACCAUGGAAAGCAUCCUGAAGUCUACAUCGAUAAGGCUCACGACACGAUCUUAUUGGAGUACGGCUCGACAGAUCCUACGUGGUCUCUGGAAUCCUUUCCUUCCUCAUUUUAUGACACUCUGGGGCUUCAAAACAUUGCCAUCGUCCCUGAAGAUGUGCGGUUGGACCUAUCAGUUGGCUCCGGUUGGACUAUUCUCCGACAGUCCUUUUCAUCGAUGAAAAGUCUUCAUGUCGUCCUUCUGUCGCCGACUAAUUUUGCCGUGCAUGAAAACGCCCUUCAUCUAGUUGAUGUCUCAGCGGAUUGGAAUUAUCGUAACCGGCAUUAUACCGGGUUCACCAGAGGGCCUGUAUUACCCCGUAUGGAAUGCAGCAUGACGAGAAACAUCAAUCCAGAGAUUUUCUAUCCGCGAUCUCAAGUCAUACAUGCAUAUGCAAAAGGAGAAACCGAAGAGGAAAUAAAGAAAUGGGACUCCAUUCCAGUCAGUACAUCCAUCCUCGCCAUUAAGGACAGGGAAUUGUGGUGGGCAGAAAAGUUAUAUGUCACGCACAGGGAUUCAAAGUCCGACCGUCCUACCCAUUGGAUAAUAAUCCCUAGACACCAGUUGAGUGCUAGUUAUUACGUAUAUGAAAACAAUUGGGUUACGGUUUUGUGGGACGAAGAAUCUGAUUAUGGCCUCACUGAUCUGUUCGCGGAGCAGCUCAACAACAAUUUGGGAAAUCUUAGCACCAGCGAGGAAUUUCUUGUGCCACACAUGAGACACAGCCCACAUGGAGAAAUUGUCCUUGCUCGAAGAUCGGACGAAUGGAAGCCUUACUGGUGGCAAAGUCAUCGAGAGGAUUUCUCGACAAGAUAUAAUGCAGAUGGUCAAGCGAUCAUAACAAGGGGGUUAACCUAG
Glarea lozoyensis ATCC 20868 is the source of this 1530-nucleotide messenger RNA. RefSeq lists its product as uncharacterized. Lineage: Eukaryota; Fungi; Ascomycota; Leotiomycetes; Helotiales; Helotiaceae. The record is from RefSeq and is a predicted model, not a curated record. The transcript has 3 exons. The coding region runs from base 1 to 1530 and encodes 509 amino acids.